This is a messenger RNA of Rotaria sp. Silwood1, 2709 nucleotides long. The record is from the annotation of a GenBank genome assembly. Lineage: Eukaryota; Metazoa; Rotifera; Eurotatoria; Philodinida; Philodinidae.
AUGACAGAUACAUCUAGAAUAACAAUAACUAAAACUAAUAGUUAUAUAUCACAAUUUACAGAAGAAUUUUCAAAAAUUAUCCGACGUUAUAAAAAACAUUGUAUAUAUAUUAAACGAUUACUUGAAGAAGCUGAUAAAUCUUACAAUGAAAUAAAUGAUAAACGUGUUCUUACAUCUGAAAAAUUUUCUGAAAUUAAAUUAUCAAAAUUAGAUCGUGAAUAUAUUAAUAAUAUAUCAACACGAUCAUUAGCAUUAAUAAUAUGUUCACAAACAUAUAAUGGAAAAGCACGUUUUGUUAAUGAACUUUUAAAUGAACCUUUAUUACCAGAAUCACCAAUUAUUCAAAAUAAUGAUAUUGUACGCAUGGUUCGAAUUAAGCAUCAUUCAACAACUGGUGCUAGUUUAAAUAUAUCUGGUUCAUUUGAACUUAUUGAUACUGAUGGUGUACAUAAAUCUGUAUCAUGGUCAACUGUUCCACGUGAUGAUAUAAUUGUAAAGGAUCAAAAUGAUUUUCAUCCACAUCGAAUAGAUGAAGAUAAUGAUCAAUAUGAAACACCAUUAUUAGAAAUUCGAAAACCUUUACAUUUACUUAGUAAUCAUGUACAAAUGAUAGUAACACCAAGUAAUCAAAAUUUACAUAUUAAACAAUUUUAUUCACAAAUAACAGAAGAAAUUAUACCUAUAUUUAUUUAUAUAAUUGAUCAAGAAAAAUUAUCAGAAAAUGAUCUAGAAGAAUUAAGAUCAUUUCGUACGUUUGCAACAAAUGAACCAAUCUUAUUUAUUCGAAGUGAUCAAAGUGAUUCAACUAAUAAUUUAUUUGCAGAUACAGAUGAAACACCAUGUGUAGAAGUAUUUAGACAAUUAUGUGAACUUGGUUUUGUUUCUUUAUUACCCCCUGAGUCUUGUGAUAAUACAUCUGAAAUAAGUUCAUCUCUACUUCAAAGUGAUAUGAUUGAUAAUGGUUUAAGUAAUCCUUCAUUAUUUUUAAAUUAUAUUCGUAAACAUGUUGAUGGAUUAGCUAUUCGUGCUGUUAGUAUUUUACAAUGUUCACAAGAACUUUGUUUAGAUGUUUUCAAUGAUAGUGCUUUCGAAAUGGCAAGAGAUAUGCUGAUAACACCUAAACGAUUAAGUUAUGCACGUGAAAAAGAAAAAGAUUUAUAUGAAUCAUUAAUUAGUUUAACAAAUUCCAAACAAAAUGAAAUUCAAAAGUUAAUUUGUGAAGCUGUUAAUGAUAUACAAGAAACAUUAACUGAUCAAGCUUGCUCAUUAGAAAUUUCAGGAAUUGAAUUAACUGACCAAUUAACAGUAAAAACUGCCAGAGAUUUAAAAAAAUGUACAAGUAUUGUACAAGAAUUUGUACUUGUACGAUUAAAUAAAGCAAUUGGUGAAAAAUUAUUAAGUUCAGUUAGUAUUUUACAUCAAGAUUAUGUUGGAACAUUAACACGUUGUCUUAGUCAUUUGGAACGUAAUCAAGAUGAUGAUGAAGCAAGUAUAUCAGCAAGCAAAGCUUUACAAGAGAUUCUUCAAUCAGCAUAUCAAGUAAAUGUAUCAUUACCAACAAAUUCAAAUUUAUUUAAAAUAUUAAUUAUUAAAAUGAAAGAGGUCUUUCGAACAUUCAGUUGGAGUAAUUGUCCACGUAUUGAUCCUGAUUUUAAACGUUCAGUUGCAUUAAAUAUGUUACAGAAUGUCAGUGAUGCAAAAUUAGCAAAAAGUGUUUGUGCACAAUUGAAUGAUCGUAUACGUAUGUCACAUGAUAAUUUUGAAACUUUACUUAAACAAUUAGAACAUCGACAUUCUGAUCGUUUAAAAUCAACUGAAGACAAACAACAACGUGUACGAAAAGAAUUUACACCAAAAAUAGCACGACAUUUACUUGAAAGUACAUCACUCAAGGAUCUUAUUUUGUAUGGUAUACCAAAACAAGGACAUGAAAUUGGUCGUGGACAAUAUGGAGUUGUAUAUGAAUGUGAAAGGUGGGCAAAUCAACGUUCAUGUGUAUUAAAAUCUGUUAUUCCACCUGAUGAUCGUCAUUGGAAUGAUCUUGCUUUAGAAUUUCAUUAUUUAAGACAAAUUCCAGAUCAUCCAAGAAUUGUUAAAUUAAUUGGAUCAGUUAUUGAUUAUUCAAUUCGUGAUUAUACACCCGUAUUACUUGUAAUGGAAAGACUUACACGAGAUUUAUAUGUUGCAUUAAAACAUAAACUUUCAUUUGAUAUUAGAAUUCAUAUUGCAUUAGAUGUUGUUGAAGGUUUACGGUAUUUACAUGGAUUAGGUCUUGUUCAUCGAGAUAUAAAAUUAAAAAAUGUUUUGUUGGAUGGAUCUAAUCAUGCACGUAUAACUGAUCUUGGCUUUUGUAAACCAGAAGUAAUGAUGAGUGGUUCUCUUGUUGGUACUCCAAUUCAUAUGGCACCAGAAUUAUUUACAUCAAAAUAUGAUCAUUCAGUUGAUGUAUAUGCAUUUGGUAUAUUAUUUUGGUAUAUUUGUUCGAAUGGUGUUAAAUUACCGAAUAAUUUUGAUAUUUGUUCAACAAAAGAUGUUCUUUGGUCACGAGUAAAACAAGGUGUUCGACCUGAACGUUUAAAUAAUUUUACUGAUGAAUGUUGGGAAAUAAUGACAAAAUGUUGGGAUUCUCAACCAUCUCAACGUCCAUAUUUAGGUGAAGUUCAAGAAAAACUUGAACAAAUUCUUAGUAAAAUAAUGACACGUGCUUAA